This is a messenger RNA of Oncorhynchus keta (chum salmon), 4018 nucleotides long. Its product is annotated as citrate synthase, mitochondrial. Lineage: Eukaryota; Metazoa; Chordata; Actinopteri; Salmoniformes; Salmonidae. The coding region runs from base 113 to 1531 and encodes 472 amino acids. Gene Ontology annotation, biological process: citrate metabolic process; tricarboxylic acid cycle; carbohydrate metabolic process. The transcript is spliced from 11 exons. The record is from RefSeq and is a predicted model, not a curated record. Gene Ontology annotation, cellular component: mitochondrial matrix.
GCGGGCCCGAAUCCCUCUUCAACCUUCAGUCGUGUUUUUUCUGUAGGGGCACCUUCAACUAGCUUCGCUGGGCACUGUCUUUCAGAAUACAUAUAUUUUCCCCACAGACAUCAUGUCCUUUCUGGCUACCAGUAUCAGCAGGCUAGCACCAAGACUUCUUCAGUCAAAGAAUGCCUCAUGUGUCAUCGUGGCAUCCAGACAUGCCAGCUCAUCAACAAAUUUAAAGGAUGUUCUAUCAGACCUCAUCCCAAAAGAACAAAGUAGGAUCAAGAGCUUCAAACAGCAGUAUGGUAAAACCAACAUUGGAUCGAUCACUGUUGAUAUGGUCUAUGGUGGGAUGAGGGGCAUGAAGGGUCUGGUGUAUGAGACCUCGGUGCUGGAUCCUGAUGAGGGCAUCCGCUUCCGUGGCUACAGCAUUCCAGAGUGUCAGCAGCUGUUGCCCAAGGCUCCAGGAGGUCAGGAGCCACUGCCCGAGGGCCUCUUUUGGCUGCUGGUCACAGGACAGGUCCCCACAGAGGAACAGGUGAGCUGGUUGUCCAAAGAAUGGGCUAAGCGGGCAGCACUCCCCUCCCACGUCGUCACCAUGCUAGAUAACUUCCCUACCAACCUUCACCCAAUGUCCCAGUUCAGCGCCGCUAUCACAGCUCUGAACAGUGAGAGCAGCUUUGCCCGGGCCUACUCCGAGGGCGUCAACAAGGCCAAGUACUGGGAGUUCAUCUAUGAGGACUCCAUGGACUUAAUUGCCAAGUUGCCAUGUGUUGCUGCUAAAAUCUACCGUAACCUGUACCGUGAGGGCAGCAGCAUUGGAGCUAUUGACUCCAACCAGGACUGGUCCGCUAACUUCGCCAACAUGCUGGGCUACAGCAACUCUGCUGAGUUCACUGAACUUAUGAGGCUCUACCUCACCAUCCACAGUGACCAUGAGGGAGGCAACGUCAGCGCCCACACAAGUCACCUGGUGGGCAGUGCUCUGUCCGACCCUUACCUCUCCUUCAGUGCUGCUCUGAAUGGGCUGGCUGGACCUCUGCAUGGGCUGGCCAACCAGGAGGUACUGGUGUGGCUGACGGCCCUGCAGAAGGAGAUGGGAGGGGAGGUGUCUGAUGAGAAGAUGAGGGAUUACAUCUGGAACACACUCAAGUCUGGCAGGGUAGUGCCAGGCUACGGGCAUGCUGUCCUGAGGAAGACUGACCCCAGGUACCAAUGCCAGCAGGAGUUUGCCUUUAAGCACCUGCCCAAUGACCCCAUGUUCAAGCUGGUGCACCAGCUCUACAAGAUCGUGCCCCCAGUGCUGCUAGAGCAGGGUAAGGCCAAGAACCCCUGGCCCAACGUAGAUGCCCACAGUGGAGUGCUGCUGCAGUAUUAUGGGAUGACAGAGAUGAACUACUACACUGUGUUGUUCGGCGUGUCCCGAGCCCUGGGAGUGCUGGCCCAGCUGAUCUGGAGCCGAGCCCUGGGCUUCCCCCUGGAACGCCCCAAGUCCAUGAGCACGGACGGACUCAUGACCCUGGUGGGGGCCAACAAGUCAGGCUGAAGGGGGAGAGAAGGGAGGAAAUAACAACUAAAAGCUGACCUUGCCCCCAUCCCCAUGAAAGAGAUUCAAAGAGACAGUACACUUUUUUAAUUUAUUAUUAUUAUUAUUAUUAUUAUUAAUCAAAAAUCCCCAAAAAGGGUGUUUGAUAUUUACAUUGUUUGGUGUGAGACUGUUAGGUAUUCAUAGAUAUCCUAUAUUAUAUAUCCCCGCUAUGCCUCCACAUUUGGAAGAUGGAGAGAUGCGAAACACAUACUCAUACACUGAGUGUAAAAAAACAAGAACUCCUUCUUAAUAUUAAGUUGCCCCCCUUUGCCCUCAGAACUGCCUCAAUUUGUCAGGGCAUGGACUCUCCAAGGUGUCGAAAGCGUUCCACAGGGAUGCUGACUCCAAUGCUUCCCACAGUUGUGUCAAGUUGCCUGGAUGUCCUUUUGGUUGUGGACCAUUCUUGAUACACACAGGAAACUGUUGAGGGAGAAAAAUCCAGCAGUGUUGCAGUUCUUGACACACUCAAACCAGUGCACCCGGUACCUACUACCAUACCCCGUUCAAAGGCAACAUCAGAUUUCCCCAUGUGCCUGGGAGGACAGGGCCACCAACAGAUUGAAGAUGUGAAGGGGCAUAAAAAGUAGCAUGAAAUCCAAACUCUUAUACUGUUUUACUAUUGUUUCAAUUAGAGCAUAUCCGUUUGGUUUCCAGGCUACGUAAACAUAUAAUUAUGUGGGGAGUUACAGACAAAUGCCAAAUGGUCCUCAAUUGAGAUUUUAAAUUGUGGUAGUUUGACAUCAAGAUUAACCCCUUCAAAAAGCAAGCACAAUUAAUAAGGAAGCAAGUUAUUUUUAAUUUCGGUCACAUUCUGCUGGUAUUAGUUGCUGAAUCUUUGAUUGUCUGGAAAGCCUGGCCUAAUCUAAAACAGGGAAACGUAUAUAUUUUUUUUGCCUGAAACCCUCACCCCAUUUAUCUAUACAUUUCCCCCAAUGUCACUCUAACCAUUCUGAUUUCACUCCCAAGAACACUCCAGUAAAGAAAAAAGUCCUUCUCUGUAAAAGUAUCUAACUUCCACGGAAGAUGUUCAAUUUCGCUGAAGAAGGAUGCAAAUCAGGAAAGAAAGGGUGCUGCCCCCUUUAUUUAAAAUUAAUAUAUAUAUAUAGAUUUCAUUCAUUUGUCUGGCUUGAUUCCCUGACUUAAAUGGAUUUAACCUUGAACACAUCUCUGAACAAAAUAACCUUUUGUUUUUCAAUCGUGUCUUACAUUAUUUCCUUUCAAUUUCUGUCUGGGCACCUUUUGUAAUGUGGGAUUUGUGUGGAUAGGAUGUAUAUGAUAGAGCUCUGAAUUGAAGCCUGGAGUACCCAAAGGCCUGAUUUAAUAAUAGCAUAGACUUGUCAUCUUUGAAUGAUUGUGAGGACAAGGUCUUCUGAUUUUAGUAUGCACAUGAAUGCAAGCUUGGGCAUAAGUGUGCAGUCAGGCUAUGUAUCUGUUGAGGUCCUGUCUUAAUUUUGUUUAUAAACUGGGUGGUUCAAGCUAUGAAUGCUGAUUUGGCUGACAGCCGUGGCAUAUCACGCGUAUGACAAAACAUUUGAUUUUACUGCUAUUAUUACAUUGGUAACCAGUUUUAAUAGUAAUAAGGCACCUUGGUGGUUUGUUGUAUAGGCAUUGUGUUGCGCCUAAGAACAGCCCUUAGCCGUAGUAUAAUGGUCAUAUAGCAUACACUAUACUUAAGCAAUAAGGCCUGAGGGGUUAUGUUACUAAUGCCCCAGAAAAGCGCUUCAGUGAUCGAGCUGCUGCUACUUCAAAAUGAGCACUUGUUGGUUUAGAAUCCUUAGUUCUUAGCAAUAGUAAAACCUCUGUUAGAUUUGUCAUUUUUUGGGUGUUGAAUGAUAAUCCUCUAAUGUAUAAAGAUAAUAAUUUGUGGUUUUAAUGUAUACUUUGUAUAUAGUUAUGUAUAGCUUGACUGAAUGAGCGAUUUUCAAAAAGUAUUGCUCAGUCAUACAGCUGUGUGAUUCCAACCUUGCUCAUUACAUCUUUCUGUUUUGCGUGUCGUUUUGAAAGUUAUUCUUGUAAAUAAAUCUAUUGCCUGUGUUAUGUGGGCUUUUUCUGCUGUUUAGGGGGUGUUUGCUUUGACUGUUUUCAAGCUUGCUCUCAGGCAGCAGAUAAAGAUUUCAGGCACAUAGCAGCUUUUCCUGUGCUUAUGUUUAUCAACACAACAUACUAUAUAGCAGCUGUUGCACUUCUACCACUGCUUUCUGGAACGACUCAUUCAAUGUCUGUCAGACUUCACUGACGUCAGUCCCCUCAGAUUUCUACGCCUUGCUAUUCUCUCUUGGCUUGAUGUUUUUCUGUGUUCAUUCUUCUUGGUUUCUCUUGUGGAGCGUGGUUAUUUCUGAUCAUAGAGGGUCUAAAGAACUUGUGGAACCAGGGGAAGACGGGAUGGGUCAAAUGGGUGAAAGGCACUUAGAACAAAUGGGAAACCAAUAAAUGUUUUUAUUAACA